Bombus huntii is the source of this 4546-nucleotide messenger RNA. Its product is annotated as KICSTOR complex protein kaptin-like. Gene Ontology annotation, molecular function: actin filament binding. The record is from RefSeq and is a predicted model, not a curated record. Gene Ontology annotation, biological process: cellular response to amino acid starvation; actin filament organization; negative regulation of TORC1 signaling. The transcript is spliced from 8 exons. NCBI's taxonomy places the organism in Eukaryota, Metazoa, Arthropoda, Insecta, Hymenoptera, Apidae. Bases 3043 to 4347 code for a protein of 434 amino acids. Gene Ontology annotation, cellular component: actin cytoskeleton; KICSTOR complex; lamellipodium.
UAUAUAUAUAUAUAUAUAUAUAUAUAUAUAUAUAUAUAUGUACAACGCAUACAUACAUGAAAGUACAAGAGCUGUUACUCUUAUUCACAAACAGGGAGCGUACAAGUGAUAUAUUUUUGAUUAAAUUCAAUUGUACAAUAUCAUUCGCUUGUAUGAUUACGUUUACGAUACCGUUAAAUACUGAGCUAUAUCUUGAAUUUGUUAAGAGCCCACUAUUAUACGUACCAGUGAUUUUAUUAAAAUUAAUUAUAAAUUUAUCUAUACCUGUAUAUGUGUAAUGUUCGUUGCUAUGAAGUGUAGGUUUACUUAGCGAUCCAUGAUAGAAACGAUGAAAUUUUAAAAGAAAAUGUGAGGGGAAAGGAUAAGUAGAACGAAUUCUGUGUCGUUACUUUUAUUGGCGCGUUUGUCAUUGCAUUAAUUUCGAAUGAUUAUUGUUAUCGGCUAGAUUCGCUCCGAAAUAAAGCGACUAUUUGGUAACGAUAUAUCGUGUUGCAAUACAGCAAUAACGAACCGCUAACAUUUUUCUCAGUGCCGAAAAAACAUCGUUACUUCGCAGCAGCUUUGCUGUAGUACGAAAGAAGCAAAUAUAAUAAGAGGAUUUAAUUUUGAAAGAGAGGAAAAAGAGAACGCGUGUGUGCAUGUGUGUGUAUGAGCGCGCGCGCGCGCACGUGCGUCUGUGUGUGUGUAACAUGGAGAGUAUAAUUUAAAAAAGAAAUUUUUUAAAUGAAAUAAAAAUAAUGGAAAGAGAAAUAACAGAAAUGGUAAAAACCGUUCGCCGGGCGACGGGCGCAAAGUCGAAACUGAAAUUUUUUAUAUGUAAUCACUUUAAAUGAAUGUGAAUGGCGAAGAGGCGAAAUAAAGGAAAAAGCUCGAGACUCCAGUCGUGUUGCCCUGUUACAUCCUGAACGAUUGCUAAAUUAUUGUAUCAUUAUUAUACAUACAUUGUACAAAAAAGUGAAACAAUUCGUCACAAAUGGAAUGAAAUUACAUACUAUACUAGGGUUCAUAAUAUCUCGUCGGUAAAAUGUGUGAACGUGUCCGCGUGAGAUAAAAAAAAAAAUGAAAAAAAGAUACUAAAAACAGAAUGAGAGAUGCGAGUAUGCAUGUGUAAAAAAAAAAACAAACGUAAUUAACGAUAUUGCCUUGAUUUGUAAAUAAAAUUUAAUUACUUCCACUAAUGAAAUCUUCUCUGCGGAUACCGAGCGGGCCGCGAUCAGUCUACGCGGGCUCACCAUCUUCGAUUUCGUAUGUUUUUUACUAAAAAGCCGCAAUUGAUUUUUUAACAGCGAGUAUAUUUUGUACAGUAACGGAACAUCAAAUAUAUAUAUAAAUACACACACACACAUAUAUAUAUAUACAUUAUAUAUAUGUAUUUUUUAAAAAACGUGGAGGUGAGCCCUGUGCAUCGUACCAGAAGAAUCAGCUAGAUUAUGUAAAUCUCCCAUCCCUCCGACAUGUCCAGUUUGCUCUGUGAUUCUGUGUUUAAUAAAAAAAAAGCAAAGAAAAAUAUAUAUAUAUAUUAUGUAUAUGUAUAUAUGUAUAUGUACAUAUACGCGUUUGAUAAACGAGUUCAAGUAGUUUUUGCAUGAUCCCCGUAUGAAAGUGUCCCCCAUUUACUGAUUGUUGUACAUUAUAUACGUACUUUAGAACAAUUUUUACAUUCACAUAUUCAUUUGUAAUAGUAAACGUUAUUAGAUUCUUGGAAGGAAAAUUGUAUUAUGGUUUUCAGUCUUAUAAAGAGGUAUGGUAAAUUUUCAUCGUUGGUUUUAAUUAUGUCGUUAAUAUGAUGGCAGAAUUAGGUCCACAAAAAGAUUAUACUAUUUAGCAAAUUUAUCAUAACACAAGGUAGAGCGACAUUUAAUAAUUUUUAGUGUAUAUUAUGAUAUUUCGUAGUUUAAUAUUAUAAAAAGAAUUUCAUUACAUGAAAUUAGAUUGUACGAAAGGGUGUUAGAACAGGACUGUGUUUGAAAUACUAUUCUUUACGUUUGCGUAUGUACCAUAUGCACCUCUAUAUUGGUUUAAAUGACACCACAGUAUUUAGGUCAACCUGCUCGAUCGCACACGAUUAAUUUCGAUAUUGAAUUUUCGCGAAUGGCAAUUACCUUACUAUAAAGGUAAAUGUCAUGACUGACGUACAUAUGUUAUUAGUUUCCGGUAAACCGCCUGUCAGUGAUUAGAGCAUAUACCAUACAUGGUACUAUACAUGAUAAUAUGUAGGUAGUGUUAAAACGAUUGACAUUCUGUCAGGAAAGGACCCUAAAUUAUAGGUUCAAUUCGAAUGUGUGGCAAGUGGGUGACCUAGCGAUAGCUUUUGUCAUCCGUCCCAAAGCGGCGUAGUGGUCGCUAGACGCGCAUGUUUGUUGAGAGAUUUUGUGGUAGCGCUAUGCGAUUAAUACACAUCAAAACACCAUCAAAUGAUGACAUCUCCCACCACCAAAAAUUGAACGAGUUGCCGGAUCUGUGUAUACUAGCGCUAGUACCUCAUCUAUGACUAUACGAACGAUAAUGUGAUAAAGGUGCCCUAAAGGUAAAGAAACUUGCGACAUAAAAAUGCAGUGAGUGUUAGGUCUAUCAUGUAUCUCGUUUGUACUACAAUUUCAAUAUAAAAAAUAAUAUUUAACAUUCUCAACUUCUAAUGAUUUAAACAUAUGCAACAAAAUUAUAUUUGGCAAAAGUAGAGAAAUAUAGUACAUAUUAAAUGAAAAUAUACAUAUAUGUAUGCAAAUAAAAUGUAUCUUUAUGUUUAUACUUAAUUUAUUGUUAAUGCAAGAUGAUAUUCGCUAUUCAUUAACAAACAAAAACUUAAUUUCUAACGCGAAAAUUAUACAAAUCUGUGACUUAAUCUUGUACCUAAAAUGAGUUUUAUAUCCUUAACCUUAAAUUUAAACUUGAGGCUAUUAGAAGAAAAAUAGGACAUUAAACAUAAAUAAAUGAAUUAUGAUUCAGAAUAAAAUUUAACCAAAGAAGAACAUUUUUAAUGAUUUUAUAUAAAUAUUUAAUUUCAUUUAUUUGCUUUUAUAAAUAUGAUACAAUCCAAACUAAAUGACAAUCAAAUUAUUGUGUUUAUUAAUAAUUUCUUUCUGUGAAGAUAACAUGAAUAAUUUAACAGACGCACAUUGGUUUCCCUUAACAUCACAGGGAAAUAUUUAUUCAAUGACCAAAUUGUGUUCUGUCAAUGGUUCCAAUAAGGUAUUAGUGGCUUCUUUGAAAAGAAAAAUAUAUUCUUGUGAAUACCAUUUGAUGCCAAAUCUACAUUUAAGACCACUGGUUAAAGAACUACUUUUUACAUACAUUCCCAGUGGUGCAGAAAUCAUAUCUAUUGAUGCUUAUAAUAAGUCUGACAGCGGUGAUGGAUUUGUGAUAGGAAUAACUAUUUUGAAAGCAAGUACAGAUACAUCUGUAGAAAGAUAUCUAAAUAUAUAUACAGAAGGUGCCAUAGAUGGCGAAGGAGAUGAAGGAAGUUCCAUUGAAGCUAUAGCACAAAAUUGUCUUAUGGUGGAAUUAGCAUAUACACCGUACCAUUUAUAUCAUACUAUAUUACCCCAACAAAAUGUUCCUAAUGAGGUUGUUUGGUUACUCUCUGGCAGUGAUUAUAAAAUACAUAUGAUCAGAGAAGAUAAAUUAAAUCACAGUUACAGCGAAUCACCUAUUGAAAAGUACUUUCCUGAAUUGCAUGAUAUCCAAGGAAUUGCAAUAUGGAUUAAUAUUUACUAUUAUGAUAAUUACAAUUGGAGACUGACAGUAAUCGGUUGUGAGUGUGGAUUGGUCAAUGUAGCUAUAACUAAUGUUUUAGAAUUAAAAGUUUGCCGAAGUUGGAAAUUAAGAUAUGACAGACCUGUUUCCAGUGUAUCCAUUUUUUCACUUCAAAAUAGUAUUGAGAAACCUUCUUUUCUUAGCUCUAAUAACUCUAAAUCUUUCCGAAAUGAUCAAGAAACAAAACUAAAUGUUCUUGUUGUGAAUACAAGUAAUGCAGUUGUCUUUAUGGAUGUUCUAAAUAAUGGGAUGGAUGAAGAUAUAACAUUAAAUGGUAGUGAAACAUCUGAUUGCAUUUUAUGUUCUUGUAUUGCUGACAUAAAUAUGGAUGGGCAAAAUGAGAUACUUUUAGGAACCUAUGGUCAAGAAGUUCUUAUUUUUUGUUUCAUAAAUAACUCAUGGGAAUUGAUCAUAAGAAAAUUAUUUGAUGCACCUGUACAUUCUAUAUGUUAUAUGGAUAUCACCAAUGAUGGAAUGAAAGAACUUAUUGUCCUUACACAACGCGGAGUGCAUAUAUUACAGCAUAAUGUUAUGGAUGUCAAAGAUAAGUGGAAAAAGCGAUAUAAAAAAUUUCUUGAAGAAAAUAGAAUAUAGCUUAAUUUUCAAAUUGCCAUAUAGAAAGACUUGAAUUGAGGUUUAGUCUUCAGGGAUUGAGAAGAGAGUACAAGAAAUUACAAAAUAUAAAUACACACGUUUCAUAUUAUUGAUAUUAUGUAUAUACAUAUGUGUAUAUACACACAAAUGGAUACAUAUAAUAUCAAAAAGAAUAAAAGGAAAUUUAUUUUUAUUAUUA